UCCAGUUCUCCGCGGAGAGUUCUGGAGGGAUGCGGCGGGCGGUUCGACCUAAAGCGGGACAGCAGUUCAACAGGACGGCUUGAGCUGUGACUUUUUCCCGCUCUGCCGCUUUUCUCAAAUUAACAUUUCACCAAACUCGGCAUGGUGACGGGAGGUCCGCUAGUUUCCCCCCACUCCGUCCCAGCCAGCUGCUGAGCUGCGUCGAACCAAGGCGGCCGCAUCAUGGCAAACGUGAAAGUCGCCGUACGGGUCCGUCCUCUCAAUGCCAGGGAGAGCGCCGAUGGAGGAAAGCUAGCCGUUCAGGUGGACGAUAAAUUAGUCCGGAUCCGAAAUGUGAAGUUGGAUGGGCGUUCAGAGGGAGCGGUAGAUUCCAGGGAGAAGCUUCUGGAGUUUUGUUUUGACUACUGCUACUGGUCGGUGGAGACUGCAGACCCUCACUACGCUUCGCAGGAGGAGGUCUUCCAGGAUCUGGGUGUGUCGGUGCUGGCCGGAGCAUCUGAGGGCUACAAUGUGUGCUUGUUUGCUUACGGCCAAACGGGAUCAGGAAAGACGUACACCAUGAUGGGCACACCGGAGUCCAUUGGAUUGACACCUCGCAUUUGUCAGGGUCUGUUUUGUCCUGAAGACUCUUUCUCUGACGGGCAAAACUCAAGCAGAGUGGAAAUCAGCUUUUUGGAGAUCUACAAUGAGCGUGUAAGAGAUCUACUGAGAGGAGAGCAGAAGAAGCGGACGUCCCUUAGAGUCAGGGAACAUCCUGAGAAGGGGCCAUAUGUUGAAGAUCUUUCACAGCACAUGGUCACCGACUGCAAACAGGCCAUAGACCUUCUGGAGGAAGGCAUCGCUAACCGCAUGACGGCAGCAACCCACAACCACGACACCAGCAGCAGAUCCCAUGCCAUAUUUACUAUUCAGUACACACAGGCAAUACUAGAAAAUAACCUGCCUUCUGAAACGGUCAGCAAAAUUAACCUGGUGGACUUGGCUGGAAGUGAGAGAGCAGACCCGCAGUACUGCCGGGACAGACUGACAGAGGGCUCCAACAUCAACAAGUCACUGGUCACUUUGGGCAUUGUCAUUUCUGCUCUGGCCCAGAACUCCCAGAUGUCGAGCAGCUGUCAGAGCAUCAACAGCGUGGCCUCUGAGGGUGACAGCAGCACGUUGGGCAGUCACAGCAGCUCGCUGUCUGGAGGAGCUGGAGGUGGAAGAAGGCUCUGCUUCAUUCCCUACAGAGACUCAGUCCUGACUUGGCUACUAAAAGACAGUCUGGGUGGCAACUCGAAGACAAUUAUGAUCGCAACGGUGUCGCCCUCUGCUAACAGCUACAACGAGACCCUGAGCACCCUGCGCUAUGCUGCGCACGCCAGGAACAUUGUCAACAAGCCUCGUGUUAAUGAGGACGCAAAUGUGCGGCUCAUCCGGGAGCUGAGAGAAGAGAUCGACAGGUUGAAGAGCAUGCUGCUCAGCUUUGAGUUGCAACGUAAUCCCAGCCCGUCUCUGAGUGACGAGAGAGACGGAAACCUUUCGGAAAUGGUGCUACAAAAUGAGCUAAAGGUGGAGCAGCUGACAAAGGACUGGUCGGAGAGCUGGAGAGACAAGAAGGAGCUGCUGGAGAGAUACAGUGUGGACAUCAACGGAGACCGGGCCGGUUUCCUCAUCAACUCCCUUCAGCCACACCUGGUUUCUCUGGAUAGAGAUGUCCUCAGUACAGGGAUUGUGUUUUAUCACCUCAAGGAAGGAAUCACCCGCAUUGGACCUCAGAAGCAGCAUGAAGAACCACAUAUAGUCGCUCAGGGCAGUUCCCGCUGCGAGAUUGAAAACCACGGGGGUGUGGUAACGCUGCGACCGCUGCCGGGUUGCGUCUGCCUGCUCAACGACAGAGAGGUCACCGAGCCCUGUAGACUGGCUCAAGGGACCGUGAUUACGUUGGGAGGAGCGCAUAAAUUCCGCUUCAACCACCCGGCAGAGGCAGCCAUCCUUCGAGAGCGAAGACGGGUCAGCGAAGGUGGUUCAACGUGCAGCUAUGUUGACUUUUGCUCCCUGACUCCUGACGAUGAUGUGAAAGAACUGAAGCUGGAUUCCACUGAGGAGCUUGCAGUCAGACGGCGCAUGGAGGAGCAGAAGCGCUAUGUGGAGAGUUUGCGUCAGGAGAUUCAGGCAGAGCAGAGGAGGGCCGAAGGAGAGCUGGAUAGAGAGCAGGCCCAGCUCCAGCAGCAGUACUCUGACAUGCAUCAGUGGAUUUUGCAUGAGAAACUCCUUCUGAAAACAGCAGAGGAGCAAGUGAAGCAAGACUCUGGUGUCCAAACUGACCCCUUCCCCGCUCCUCUUCUGGAGAAACUUACAAGUCAGGUGUUCAUUGGUCAGAAGAAUAUUAUCAUUGAAUAUCCUUGCAAGGCAGUGAGGGCCAGGAAGAAAACCGUGCAGGAUGAGCUGAUGAAGCAUCACGCCCUCCGCUGCACUGAGGUUCGUAUCCGUCGGAAAAAGCUGCACUGCCAGCUGCAGAAAAUCGCCAACAAACAGCAUCUGCUGGACGCUAAGAGAGAGUUACAGCAUCUGGAAAGUAAACUUCCUCCUGGACCAAACGUCCAACAGUCUCUAGAGAUGGGCUCACCUUCGAAGCUAGAAAAACAAUCCUUUGUAUCACGAAGACACUCGUUUUCAGUAGAUCUGCUGUCUCGGCUCUACCCACAGCAUACACCUAUCUUUAAGCACUUCCUCAAGAGAAACAAGUCUGUGGAACAAUCUUUAAAUUCAGCAACUACGUCCGAUCCCAUUAGCGGCAGAAAAUGGGUUUCUGAGGAAUAUAUCCCUCGAGGAAGAACCCAAAGUUGCUCAGGCUCCAUCUCCUCUGGACACAAUCAGAAUAAAAUAAACCCUUUCGGAAACACCAGACAAACCGAGGAACCACAGCUUCAACCAUGUUUGGGUCAGCUGGGAAGAAAACCUCUGCUGCCAAACCGAGACAUGUUAUUUAAGAACAAAUUGGGCAAAAAGCCUACAGCUGUAUCAAAAUCACCUCUCAGAGCUGCGUCGCUUCCCGUCUGUAAAGAAAAUCUACAAAUAUCCAAAACAGAUAAAGUGUCUACUGAUGGAAAAGGAGACAACAGUGGAAGUAAAACCAUCAGCAGAUCAUUGUCUCAUUUUGUAGGGCCCAGGAUAAAAACGGCUCUAUCAAAAGUUUUCAGAAAAUCACCAUCAGGUGUAAAGGGACGGAGAGUUCUUAAGCCUCUGGGGAGGAUUGCAGGUAAAUUCCCUUGGAGACGAAGAGUAGACAAGAGCCUGAAAGGUUCUUCAGCUAAUCAGAAUGGUACCAUCAAAGCAACUGUGUCAUGCGAGGAGCUUGAUCAGAGGAAUCUGUUUGAUAGCCACAAACAGAGACGCUGGCAUAGCACCGAGGCACUGACGAAUAAGAGCAACGGAUGUGUAGAAGGCCAUCCAAAACUGUUUGGAUGGUUUGAAGAGCAAGGGGAAGGGGAUGAAGCAACAUCAGACUGCGAGAGCCUUUUCUCUCUCGACUCUCUGUCCUCUGCUUACGCAGCCGCUCUGGCUGAGCAUUUGACACGUGAAGAUUCGGCUCCGAGUGAAGCAGAAAGCAACGACAGCGAAAUGUCUAAAGAUUCUUUAACCGUGGAGAAUGGCUGGAAAUUCUCAGUGGUUAAAAAGCGCAAACAAGCAGCAAUUGAAACUUACUCGCGAGUAACAGAUUCCGUAACCGCAGCAGAGGCGCAUUUGAGUCGUGAUGCUACAAGGAAAUCCCCAAAUCAGAGCUCAUUAGAAGCCGCCAGUGUGCACAAAUUGAUUGAGGAUUUCAGGAACCUGCAGACCGGCAGCUGCAGUGUCAAACCGCCAGAAAACUUGCUGGCUCUUGCUGAUGUUUGGUCCUCUGCAGAUACGACUGAAAGCCAGAGGACUGAUGGGGUUUCUCUGCCUUUACCAAGAAAAGUUUUGCUCUUGAAUGCAGACAGUAACAGCAGCAGCCCUAGUCCAGUUAGCGGGAAUCUGUCAGACUCACACAGUGAAUCUAGAUGUUUUAAAUCUGAGGCUUUAAAUAGUUCAGAGUUCAAUCAGCGCCCUGUAGGGUUGAGAGACUCUGGUGCUUUUGGAGCUUUAAAAAAUGUCUUGACAUUAGGAAACUGUGAAGAGUUCCCAACGGAUCGGUUUGGAGAAAUCAAUACAACGACCUUUAAAACUUCUCUAGAAUCUGUACAUCAAACUAUUUGCAUGUCACAAAAAGACAUUCUCCAAGCAACAUCAGACACAUUUCACGAACCUACAGAUGCUGUGUCUGCACUGUGUGGCUCAAGUUUUCCAUCCGACGACAGACCCGAUCCUUUAAAUCCGUUUCAACCCUCAAUUGACAAAGAAGCAACAGAUGUAGGUGUUGAAAAUGUCCGAGAUUUACAGCUAAAUUAUUUUAGGAACCCAGAGGAUAGAUCAGUUAAAUGGGAGGAAACCAAAAGCAAAGAGCUGUCCGUUGCUCCCCAGCAGGAAGUUGUUAAAUUGGCCUGUAAAAGUUCCAGGAAAAGGAACAAAGAGCACCGGAGUGCUUUUAUAGGCUGCCUGAAAAUUCCAAAAAGGAGCGACAGCGGGGAGUUGGACACUUUCUCCUCGGCACCAGGUGACGGCUUGGAAGGUGUUUGGUCUGAUGACGAUAACAGCAGCAGUGACUCCAAAGGGGAGUCGAACAGCCAAGGAUUUCACUCUUCUUCUGUUGAUGGCUGUGAUAAACAACAUUCGGUUGCUUCAGAUUCAAGGCCAGUUUCUGAUCUUCAGAACAUCAAACUUGAACCAAGCAGCCAAAUCUUCGAGGACAAGAGUUCUCAGUAUGAAGCCGCUGUUGGAGAUAAUGAGUGUGUGAGAAGGGGAGAUGUAAUAGCAAAUAAAGAUUUUGAAGUAACAGAAAGGGUUAAGUACGACACUGAUACUGACAGGAAACAUCAAGAAAAAGCAAAGCACGUAUGCAGGUCGGAAGCCAUAUGCAGCGCUAUUGAUCUGAGAAUCUCUGAAGUGAUAAAAGAGCAUGUAGAUUCGUCGGGAGGGAUGAACAAAAGUCACAGUCUGUGUAUUUUGCCAUCGUCUGCAUGUCAUUUUAGCUCUGAUUGUAAUGAAUGUAGAUGGAUGCAUGACCAGCAGAAAGAUGAGAGGAGUGAAGAUGUGAAAGAAGGAAAAAUAUGUGCCGAUGUGCAUGCAUUAAUCACAGCUGAGCAUUUGGGAUCACAUAUGAAACAGAGUCAUGAAGGCCUAGGAAACCCAAAGGGGGAAAAUGCUCUACCUCAAAAAGUAACAGACGAAGCUUCACCCAAAGUAACCUAUGCCCCUGAUAUGAUCACCAGUAACAUUUACUCAAAUAAAGAUUCUGAUCAUUUUAAUUCUGAUCUCAUUCCUCAACUCCAAACUCAACACUUAAGACAGCAGCUUCACAAAUGUAUCCAUGACACAGCUUCCGCCUUGACCCACGCAAAUUUGAAGUAUCUCUCAUCUGUUUCAGACGAUGUCAGUAAAAACUUCAUAACCGAUGGUGUAAAAACAAGCAGUCAUUCACCUGAACAAAGCUCACCACACAAGAUUAAGGUAUUUAGAACCAAUGUUGAUCAGUCUGCAGCAGAAUUCUUAACUCAUCAGGUAAAAGCAGUCAAUGACCUCUGCAGUCAAAUCAAACUUUCUCCUACCCAUGGAGAAAAUGUUGAACUCUACCACAAAGCUGGAAGCAAGCCUCUCACAACACAGGAUCAGCUAAAUUGUCAACAGAUAUGUACACAGAACAUAGCUCAGACUUCUGUUGGUGGUAUCAAUUCAAAUGCCAAAUGUCCAAAUUCACAGAGCAACUUCAACAAAAAUCAUCAAAUAAACAACAAAGAGUUUUGUGUGGCAAACAAUGAUAAAGGGGUUGAGACUUUUUCUUUCGAUCCAAAGGAUGAAAUAUGCGUGCAGGAGUUGAACGCUAAAAAGAUUCCCUCUGGUAAAGAUCUAAAAACAUCACAAGCAGGUUCUUCCGUAAUGUCCAAAGAGGCAACCAUAACCAUAAACACAACUGUCACACCAGAUAAUCUUGCUCUUAGGAAGAAAAAAACAAAGCGGUUCAGAAAGUCUGAUGUCAAAACUCGUCCUGCUUCUUUCUCUGAUUCUUCUCUCAAGUCAUCGGAUGAAGAUGACGAGGAGAAGCAAGGGAAUAGGAGGCAUUAUUGCUGGCUGCUAGGAAGACCUAGCAAUGAAGAAAGUCUUGUUUCUCUUUCUACAAGUAAAUGUAAGACAGAAAUCCUUAAAGGGAAUUAUGGUGAAAAUAAAGAAUUUAAGAUGGAUUACAUUCCACCAAGGCACUCUUUACCGCUCCAUACUGCAUCCCAAAGGGUGGAUGCAGAAAAAAGCCACCUGAACGAAAAGCAAAGUGAAGCACAGCACACACCACAUUGUCAGGGCUCACCCAUCCAUUUUGCAUCCAGUGACAUCAACCCCUUUGUCCACCAGUGGCAACACAGCGACUCAAACCAACACUGCUACAAGACCCCUGUGUUUGGAAGUGCCGCUGACCUAUCUAUUAAAUCUCCUCUCUUGAACAGCUCUGAGAAACGCCUGGUAAGAUGCUCCAGUGCUGACAACGGCUUGAAUGGGCUGAAUUCUCCUUUUAACUCUCACCUGAGUACGUACGCCACCAACAAGGGGCUCUCCAGUACCCUCAGUAGCAUUGAGGAUUAUAGAGAGAGAGUUGCUACACAGCACAAGAAAGCACAGGCAGAGACAUGCAGUCAGGCAGUAAACGCUUCCGGUAAUGACGUUGCCGGUUCUGGUGUCAAUUCAAGUCAGGUCAAUGAAAUCAUGCUCGUUUACUCAUCCGAGCAAGAGUCAAAGACGAGCAAAAUGCAGCUGCAAAGGAGAAAGAUGCGUGAACACGGUUCUCAAACCGAAUCUAGGCUUGGCACAAUCAGUAACAGCAGUCUAAAGAGGAAAGAUCGCCACAAAAGAAGCAACACUGAUGUUCCUUUGUCCCAGAGGAGCAAAGUGGAUAUUAAAAAAUCCUCAACGUGGGCAAGUAUGGAAACCAUGUCUGCUCAUCUCUCCAAGCUUAUCGACAGUACUUCAGACCUGCUGGGAGAUGUCCAGGGGAUGAGGACGGGUGAGGUGAGCAAAUCCAGUCCUAGGAGUAGCAACUCAUCACAUCGUAGCUUGUUAUGCAGUGAUUCGCAUGGAUGUAGCAAGAAAGACCGCUCAGUUCAAACAGCCUUAGACGUCGGAAUCCAGACGGAGGAGCUGGUGAAUGCAAUGAGCGGCAAGCCUGCUGGUAAUGAAACACUCAGAGAGAAGGCUAAAUCUUAUGAAGUUAAGGUGAUUGUGAAAGUGAUUGGUCCUGAAGACAAGAGUACGCACAGAGUGGUUAAAAAAGAUGCUGAGACAAUGCAAAACUUCAAUGUCUCUGUUGCACCUCAGUCAGAUAAUGACCCUCAGAUAUUGGCGUUCACAAAGACAGCAGCAAGUUAUCACAGGCGUGCAAAAUCUGCUUCCUCUCAGGCCUCGAAGCAAAGCACUCUUGAGGAAUCAAGCCGCAGAAAUGUUGCAGUCACCUCCAGAUCAUCAAGAAAGUGCUUUCAAGAAAACCACAGCGUGUCGUUAACAAGCAAUCCAACUGGCUUUAUCAAAAAACAAGCAACAUUUACAGACCGUGCCUCAUCUCCCAUUGUUACUGUGGGAACUAGAUUAGGUUCAAGGCAGAGCGGAAAACAAUCAGUACACUGUCAACCAAAAUAUAGGAAUCAGCAAACAAGCCAUUCCUCUAAGGAGGGCACACCUGCAGUUCCUUCUGCUGAAAAUGCUAAACAGUGUUUAGAUGCUUUUUCCACUAAAUCAGAAACUAUAUCUCUUGAGAGAGUGAGUGAAAUGAGUUGUUCAAAUCCUCAAGACGUCUGUACGAGUUCUUCAAGUUUUAGGUCACCAUCGGAUAUAGACGCAGACAUUGUGAAGAGAAAAGUGACCUGCGAAGAAGAAGACAACCACAGGACCCUCUCAGAGAGGCACAACCACUUUUUUCCUACCGUGAGACAAGCAGUUGCGCAUGAGUGGCAAGGGCAAGAAUCCAAUUUCACAAGUGCUUCCGGAGAUGUUUGCAUUGAUAUUGGCCAUUUAUCACCCUUCAGUGACUGUAGAAAUCAACUGAAAGAGGAUGACACGGUAUCACUGGCACACAGUGAGUGCGGUACAGAAGUUCUUGUGAACACCGAAGUUGCAACAAGUGUUUCUCCUUGGGAUGACCAUCAGAUAGUCCCAGACGACCUGCCCGUACACAACAAGUUCACCAACUGGUCAGGAGUUGGCCAGAAUCAACAGCCACGAUGCUCAAACAAAGACGACAGAAACCGUGCUGAAUGGGACGAUAUGGACAGCACGGGUUCAAACCUGGAUGUUGUGGCACAAAAUGACAGAAUAUCCCGAGAGAUACUGAAUCUGCGACGGGAGAGAGAGCGAGUGAUGGCGAGCGUCAACCUCAGUACGAGCCUGACGCCUUUGACUGUGGAGCUGACGGAGGCUAAGCUUCACUACGGCCUGGGAGAGACGGAUGCGUUGUUAAAGAUGCUGUCCCAAAGGUCCAAAGAGGAACUGCAGCCGCUGACCUCCGCUGCAUCCAAACAGGAGCUGUAUGACAGGCACCGCCAGAGCAUCGAGGCUUUAAGGCGGGAGAGGGAAGAGCGCCUCCAGACUUACAGAAGAGCUCGCAGUCUGAGCCCCAGCAAACAUCCCCCGCCACAGGAAGCUGAUCCCACACGCAACCACCGCAAAGAAUACCAUCGACGACAAGAAGUCACUAGUUUACCGGAACCUACAAGAGAAGCGGGACAGUGCCCACCAGACAUUGAGCAGCUGCUGCGAGACUACAGCCGAGCCCGGGAAGAAGCCAAGACGGAGAUCGCUAAGGCUCGAGAACGGCUGAGAGAGCGGACUGAGCUGGAGAAACAAAGGAUACAGCAGCAGACUCUGUCUCAGGGAAUAAAGGACGACCUGAAGCAUCGGACGAUAAUCAGCAACAGCACUUUGUGCACAGGAUCCAGUCUCAGUCUUUCCUCUGGACCAACAUCUGGAUACAACAGUGGGAACACUACUCAGCCACAGCUAUGCAACAGAGCAGCAUUAAAUCAACAGAUUGUUGGGGUCCAGGGUGAGGGGUUGAAGCUAAGGACACGGCCUCCCGUCUGCGGUUUUCAGAGUGUGAAAACAAAACAAUCAUGGCUGUCAGCUCUGGAUGUUCGGCUUGAGCUUCCCAUUAGCAGCUUUGAGCCAUUGAUGACUUCCUCUCCAUCGCCCCCUGUUGUUGCACGUCAGCGCACUGCUUCCUUUGGCUCAGUCACCUCCAUAUCUACAGCACAUCAAGACUUCACUUCAACCCUCGUCUGUCAGGCUCUGGCUGAGGUCCGACUGGCUUCUUUUGGGGAUUUGGGCAACUUUUUGAGGGGCAAAGCUUCUGCGGGGUGGAGUCACCAAGGGGAAGAACGAGGAAUUCAGGCAUACUACAAAUCUUCUUCCAGUCCCUCUGUCCAUGGUUUUCUUGGGGUUGGGGAGGUGAAAAGACCCCUGGACAGUUUGUGGAACGUAAUCAGCCAGAUGUCCAAGAGCCACUUGUAUAACCAGUCGGUUCGUUCUGUGUGGACACGACCACUAGAUGACAGCACUCAGCUGGUUUACAUCCUAACAGACCCGUCCGCCUGCCACCUCACCCAGCCGCGGGACUUCUGCUGCAUCAGCACUCAGUCUAAGCAGGGUGGUCUGCGUGUGCUGGCUGUGCAGUCUGUGUUCGAGGAGUCCCUCCCCCGGCCGAGCGUUGAUGCCGUCCGGGCGGAGAUGCUGCCCAGCUGCUGGAUCCUGCAACCAGUCGUACGUGGGGGACAGGAGCUGACCAGAGUCGUUUACUUGCUGCAGGUCGACCUCGGAACGCCAUCUUUUCCUCAGCGGCUCUUGAACACAGUUGCCAGGAGACAGGCAGCCGUCAUCGCCGAUCUCGAUGUUUUCCUCGCGCCAUAAAACCCGCCAGAAGUGAGGACUUUGACUAGACUGUCACCAGCAGGGAGUUCUACAUGUGAAUUUGCACCUGGAUCUUAUUUACUUGACUUCUUUGUUUCAAAAGGCACUGUCAUGUUCCUGACAAAAAGUUGUAGCAGCUUUGUUUUUUUUAAAUGAAUUUUUAAAAAAUAUAUAAAAUAUUGAUAUUUUUUAUAUUUGUAUAUGAAUGCUUUUAACAAUCUGUUCCACCAAAGAUGCAUCAAGUGCUUAACCUUAUGCUGCUUUAAUGUUUCAUUUAUGUCUGCAUUUCUUUCGGGGAUUAAAAUUACAAUCACUUAGGAACAGCUGCAGCUUUAACAAUACUGUAGACCAAAAUAAAAUUGUUAGGGAUUUUAGAAACUUUUAUUCACAUUAAUUUCAUAUGCACUGGGUGUCACAUGCAAUCUUUGUGUUUUAUUUAAUAAUUUUUGAUAAUUGGUUGAUAGACAAGGCAGAUUUUGUUUCUGUACCUCUGUACACACGUGCUAAUACUUCCACAUGUGCCUCUUAGGACAAAAAUAACCAAAGGAAAACCUUUUCUCAAACAUUCCCUCUGAAAUUUCUAUUUCUUCAAGCAACGCAUACGUUUUACAUAAGUGUCCUUCACUUUAGCUAAGAAUUGAUUUGAAAUGCUUUGCUGCAACAGUUGGAAGGCACAUACUGUACAUGCUUGGUGUUAGACAGCGGCGCUAUGCGGUUAACAGACAAACACCUCCUGGAGGAAUGAAAAGAAAUUGCCACUCAGGAGCUUUCAAAUGUGCUGUGUUUAUCUGUAAGAGCACUGAGAAGGCUAACCAGCUCUCUGCAGGAAGCUACAAGGAAAAUGUUGGAAACUGAUUUGGAUGUAAUAAAUGUGAGGGCCACUGCGAGCAGAUGAACAAUUAAACUGAAAAACUCUUGCGCUUGAAACCAGCUGUAGAGGUUUGCAAAACGUCGACAGGCUCUAGAAGUGGUGCUCUCUCAUUUUACUCUAUCGCCUCUGCAAGAAGGGAGUUUAUUUUAUGACUCCUUGUUUCUAAAGUCUGUGUUUUUUUAAAUGUGUUUUAUAGUUGUAUUGCUUCUUUUAAUGAGCGUAGCACAAUGCUGUGUUUUACAGCUGCAUGCAAAUGUUACACAUUUAUUAACAUUCCAGGUGAAAAGGUGACUUUGUUUGCGCAGUCUUCAGGUGCUGUCCAGGUCAGCUGUAUCCACAUGUGAGGCCAUAAUAUUUAAUUGAAGGUUCAGGAAGCUUUCUUGGCUCACAGUCUCAUAGCAACCAAAGUAAUGGAACUCAGAGAAAAAUUUUGUUCUGAAAUAUAUUUUUAUGUGUAAAUAUUUCCCAGUGUCAUUCUUUUUGUGAAAACUUAUUUAUAUUUAGGUAAUCUGUUGUACAGUUGUUGUUUUUUUGCAAUCUAUGCGAUGUUUUUGGUCACUAAUUAUCUAUUGUUCCCUUUUAUUUUGACAGUUUUUGUAUUCAAACAAUAAAUAUUUGUAACUGA
Xiphophorus maculatus (southern platyfish) is the source of this 11495-nucleotide messenger RNA. It is a transcript of the gene stard9, whose product is annotated as StAR related lipid transfer domain containing 9. Gene Ontology annotation, molecular function: microtubule motor activity; microtubule binding; ATP binding. Lineage: Eukaryota; Metazoa; Chordata; Actinopteri; Cyprinodontiformes; Poeciliidae. Bases 223 to 9999 code for a protein of 3258 amino acids. Gene Ontology annotation, biological process: microtubule-based movement. The transcript has 32 exons. The record is from RefSeq and is a predicted model, not a curated record.